Messenger RNA from Prorocentrum cordatum, 1197 nucleotides. NCBI's taxonomy places the organism in Eukaryota, Dinophyceae, Prorocentrales, Prorocentraceae. The record is from the annotation of a GenBank genome assembly.
GGGCCUGUGCGGGCGCUGCGGCGCUCUGGGCGACCACUUCGCCGACGGCUGCCCGCUGAUCGGCGGGGGCACCAGGACCCGGUGCAGCACACCCGUCAGCGUCGCGGCCGACUCCCCGAGCGCGUCGAUGCGGUUGCGGACGCCCAGGGCAGCGGCUUCGGCCAGGGCGGCGUCGGCGGUUGCGCAGAUCGCGUCGGCGCCCUGGGAGCUCCAGGUGUUCCUGCGCGAGCGGAAGAUGGAGAGCACCUGCUCCCAUUCCUGGAGAAGCUCGGGGUGCACGACCUGUUCGGCCUGGAGCUGGUGGAAGCCUCGGACAUCCGCGGCGCGAUGGAGAAGGACCCGGCACCACACGCUGACCGACGAGGAGGCUCGCCUCGUGCAGUCGAUCCAGGACUUCCGCGAGCACGCCAACGGCCAGUCGCUGCACCUUGCGCAGGCUUUCCACUCGCAGCACUACAUUUUCCUGUCGCACUACAAGGUCGAGGGCGGCACCGAGGCGGCGCUAAUGCGUCAAGAAUUGGAACAACUUCUACGAGCAGAGCAUCCAGCAGUCAUACGCGGCAUGGAGUCGCCGAUCUUCCUGGACUCGGAGGACUGGACCUCGAGAGCACGGACGACAUCCUUGCCCGCGUGCGCUCCUCGUCCAACCUGGUGCUCCUGCUGACCAGCGGGGUGCUGACGCGGCCGUGGUGCUUGAUCGAGAUUGCAACGGCUGUGCGUCACGGCGUGGAGGUGAUCCCCGUGGAGGUCUCGAAGCCUGGGAACCAGUUCGAGAUACCCAACGAGGCGUUCUACGCGGGCCUGGCCGGAGGCGACCUGCUGAGCAGGCAGGGUGCGGGCCUGAUCCUCGAGACAGGCUUCGGGCUGGACGAGGUGGCGGCGAGCGUGCGGCAGGUGUUCAAGCGCAUCGUCCUGCCGUACUCGCCCCACCGGCCCGCCAGUUCCCGGAAGCCCGAGCUGCAGAAGGUGCUGAAGGCUUGCCGGACUCGCAAAGCCGACGUCAGUGCGAAGAGCUCCCUCAGAUCAUCGAGUGCAGGAAUGGCGCAGUCGAUCGCCUCCCGGGUCUCGUACGACUUCUGCCCCAACAGCUCGACGGGCACUUCGAUCGGCUGUGUGGACGAGGACGCUUGUCCUUCGAGUGCGGGCCGUAGGCAUGCUGGCGGCAGGCCCAGGGGGCGGUUGCAGCGCGGGGUCUAA